UUUAAAAUGUGAUCUGUAUGGAUUUUUUAUGAAACUACAGGACCCUGAAGAGGACGUCACGAGCUCAGUUGAUGCUUAUGUAGUAGUGUACUCUGUGACUGAUAGAGAGACAUUUGAAGUAGCCGUGGAUAUUCUGUUUGCACUCCGAGAACGAGGCUACACAGGAACGAGAGCAGUGAUCCUUGUAGGCAACAAAUCGGAUCUCGUACGUUCGAAGACAAUACCCACAGAUGAGGGCAAGUCUGUAGCCAUAUCCUACGAGUGUAAAUUCAUGGAGACUUCAGCAGCAAUCAGUCACAUGACAGAUGAGUUGUUAGUGGGUAUUGUCAGACAGAUCCGUCUUAAAAUCCAGCAACUGAAAGACUUGAACCACUUUUCUCCACCCAGCAGAAGGCGAAAAUCUCGAAGUAAAGGAUCCCUGUAUGGUACCAGGCGGCGAGCGAAAGAUCUGCUGAACAAGCUGUUAGGAAAAAGAAAUUGCAGAUCGAAGUCAUGUGAUAACCUCCAUGUCUGAUAGUUGUGUUCUAAUUGGUUUAUUUCUACUUCGAACAUUUAUUAGUGUGGUGUUAGCUGUUAUAAUAAUUAAGUUGUUCGAUAAGAAUUUUCAAACAAAUGACUUUACAUUUAACGAUAUAUGUAAACUGAAAAUAUAAAAAAUAAUGAUAAAGAUAUCAACUUAAUAGUGCGAUCAGAAAAUUUCAAAUCAAAUAACUUUAACAUUAUACUUAAAAUGCAAAUAUAAAGAUAAUGACACGCAAAUCACAUGAAAAUACAAUGGUGAAUUAUAUAGAACUGAGAAAAUAAGUAUUUAUUAUUACAAUAUUCUUAGUUGUACGUUAUCAAGUUAGUUACUCAAUGGGCAUAGUAUUGUGUUUGUGAUGUAAAUUCACUUUGGAUGUGGUUCACAAUAACACAAACAGAACUACGACUUAAUCCUCAAUCAAUUAGUCAUGAGUACAACAGUAUUCUAAUGUUACUGUUUUAUACAUCGUGUGUACAAGUAUUCUAGAAAAUUCAUCACAACAACUGCCUUUAGUACAAUAAUUCUUGUAUAAUAUUCUUUGAUACAAUAAACCUCUACACAACAUUCUUUGAUACAAUAAACCUCUACAUAACAUUCUUUGAUACAAUAAACAUCUACACAACAUUCUUUGAUACAAUAAACCUCUACAUAACAUUCUUUGAUACAAUAAACCUCUACACAACAUUCUUUGAUACAAUAAACCUCUACACAACAUUCUUUGAUACAAUAAACUGCUACACAACAUUCUUUGAUACAAUAAACUGCUACACAACAUUCUUUGAUACAAUAAACUUCUACACAUCAUUCUUUGAUACAAUAAACGUCCUCUACACAACACUAUUUGAUACAAUAAACUGCUACACAACAUUCUUUGAUACAAUAAACGUCCUCUACACAACAUUCUUUGAUACAAUAAACGUCCUCUACACAACAUUCUUUGAUACAAUAAACGUCACCUACACAACAUUCUUUGAUACAAUAAACGUCCUCUACACAACAUUCUUUGAUACAAUAAACGUCAUCUACACAACAUUCUUGAGAACAGAAGUCUUUAGUGCAACUGUCACUAAUACAACUAACACAAGAAUCUUCAAUACAACAGCCUUCUAUACAAAAAUUAUCAUUACAAAAGUCAUCAACAUAACAAUAUUGUACAGGUCUUCUAUAAAGCAAUCUUUUGUGCAGCAGUCUCACAGAGUCAAAAAUAUUCAGAACAACGGUCUUCAGUACAACAGUUAUGAUUAGAAUAUUCUUCUAUGUAUCACCUUAUAGUAGAAAUAUCUUCAGUGCAUGAAUCCUCACUACAUCAGACACCAAUAUAAAAAAACCCUCAAAAUGACAGUCUUCUAUAAAAGAAUUUUUAUUACAACAUCUUCUCUGCAAAAGUAUUCAAUGAAAAACAACAUUUUCGGAACAGUAACCUUCAUACAAGAUUAUACUCUGCAACAAAAUUCAGUGCAACAAGUUUUAACACAAUCUUCAGUACAACAAUCUUUAGUAAAAGUCUUUGAUACUUCUCUUCCACAGCCAUCAGUAAGACAGUUGUCAAUAUUUCAAUUUUCAGUACAACAAUC
This is a messenger RNA of Limulus polyphemus (Atlantic horseshoe crab), 2097 nucleotides long. Its product is annotated as GTP-binding protein RAD-like. Gene Ontology annotation, molecular function: GTP binding; GTPase activity; calcium channel regulator activity. The transcript is spliced from 2 exons. NCBI's taxonomy places the organism in Eukaryota, Metazoa, Arthropoda, Merostomata, Xiphosura, Limulidae. The annotation marks the transcript as partial. Gene Ontology annotation, cellular component: plasma membrane. The record is from RefSeq and is a predicted model, not a curated record.